Molecule: messenger RNA, 1120 nt
Organism: Malaya genurostris
Lineage: Eukaryota; Metazoa; Arthropoda; Insecta; Diptera; Culicidae
Product: GATA zinc finger domain-containing protein 1
Exons: 2
Coding region: 98-1003 (301 amino acids)
Biological process (GO): chromatin organization
Cellular component (GO): nucleus
Source: RefSeq, a predicted model, not a curated record
UCGAAUGUUUACAUAGAAAUAGCAUCUUUUCUCGGACCUCGGUUGAUCUCGGUUUUCUUAAACGCUUCUGCUCAAAACUAGUCUCAAAUUGUCGCCAAUGGGACCAAAAUUAGCCCUCAAGUGUAAUCAUUGCCAGACCGUUGCCGCGGAGAAGUGGUUUACGAUUGAAAAGGGUACCGUACUGUGCGCGGAGUGUCACGAAAAGCACGAAAAAGAACAGCUCGAGCUUGAAAAUGAACUAAAAGCCAUACAAGCAGAGCCGAUAAAGGAACCGGUUCCCACGGAGACCGAAACUGCAGCGCCAGGUUCUCCGAGUGAAAUCAAAACCGAAGUGGAAACAAAAGAAGAUGUGAAAACGGAAGAAUUGCCAACUGACGAAGUGAAGGAAGAAGCGGUGGACGAUAAAGAUGAGAAGGAAUCCAAUGCCGAUAGCAAGGAGAAACCAAUACCUUCACUGAGUCCAAGAAAGCUGAGGAAGAAUGUACGUAAUGCAAGAAAGGGUGGCGCCAGUGGAGCAGGAGGAAACGGUAACAAGUCGGGCCGCUCGAGAAGAUUCAUCUUCAAAAAGAAUCCCAUGAAAGCUCCCGCUAUCACGGUAACUACGCGAACCGUGGAUACGUUGUUUCAUAAUAACAUUUACUACCAGAUAGGGGAUAUCGUUUCUAUGAUGGACGCCAAAGAUAAUGUUUACUACGCACAGAUUCACGGUCUCCAGAUAGAUUCGUAUUGUGAGAAAUCAGCCUACAUUACCUGGUUACUGCCGUCAACGUCCAGUCCGCCGCCGAACGAACGAUUCGAUCCGGCCACUUACCUGAUCGGACCGGAAGAGGAUUUACCACGGAAGCUGAGCUGUAUGGAGUUUGUGAUGCACGCUCCAAGCAACUACUAUCUGGAUCGACACAAUCCGUACCCUAGACCGGAUACAUGGGGACCGGAGAAUACUUCCCAGGAAGAUAAUUCCAACUACAUUUGGGCAAACAUUGCUCAUCUGUACCAAAGCUAAUUUCUGUUCGGAUUUUUCGGCACUGAAUGAUACUAAGCUUGGUUAUUUUUUUGCUUCACGAUAAGUAGAUUAAAAUUAUAUUCGAACUUGUAAACAUAAAUUAUCAAAUGAAACCAA